AUGUCGAGAAGAUAGAUCCAAGCAGCCCCAAUGAUUUCCUCCGAGAAAUUCACUACCGAGCGCGCCAUCCUCUACCAAAGUCCGCUUUGGAUGGCCGCAGUCGGUUGGGUCAUGCUGACGGGUCAACUAGCGCACUGGGGGGAUUUUGAGCUGCUGCUCUUCUCGUCGGCAGUGUCCAUGCCGGCCGUUAUCUAUCCCUCCUACAUGGUGCGGAGAGACUGCCCAUCGACGCGCAAGCAGCCCCUGUAUCAGCAGUACUGGUUCAAGCUCAACUUGUGGGUCUUUGUUGUCGUCUGCUGGGGCACCUACUUUGGCACGCACUACUUCUUCAACCUCAUGGGCAUGCGCUACAACUUUGCCAACACCAAACUGACCCUCGACUCACCCAUCCUGGCCGCCGGCAACAAGGGGCAAAAGGUGCCGCUGUUCAUGUAUCCUCUGACCCAUGCCUACUUCAUGACGUACUUUGUUGUCAUGCUCAAAGCAGAACGACUGGUCCGAGACUUCAUGCUGCCUCCAUCGGUACGGGACACGAUCGUUGGCAAAGGCCUUGUCGUGCUUACCGUGUCGUACUCGACGGCAUACCUCGAGACCUUUUUCAUGGCUGCCGAGGUCUUGUCCGAGUACUUUCACUACCUCGACAGGGCGAGAAUGCUGCGCUUGGGCUCGCUGGGCUACGCCAUGUAUUUUAUUGCCGGCUUGCCGAUGGUGAAGCGGAUCGAUGCAAACGGCAAGCGCUGGGACUUGGGGAAGACUUUGAUGGAAGCUGCUGCAACUUGCAUGGCGAUACAGGUGCUGAUGGAGGUAUGGGCCAAGGUUGCUGGGCCUCUUUGAGAUGUGAGCGUGUACUACGGCCGAGAUGAUUGACGAAUGCACAAGGUUUGAACCAAGAAAAGAAAGAGAAAAAAAAAGAAAAGAAAAUUGACAUAUAUAUGUAUACUUUGAUUUGUAUUAAAUUAGGUGAG
Molecule: messenger RNA, 965 nt
Organism: Pyricularia grisea
Lineage: Eukaryota; Fungi; Ascomycota; Sordariomycetes; Magnaporthales; Pyriculariaceae
Exons: 2
Coding region: 31-834 (267 amino acids)
Molecular function (GO): cycloeucalenol cycloisomerase activity
Source: RefSeq, a predicted model, not a curated record